UUGGCUGAAGGAAUUUGGGUCUGGGUUUGUUUUUCUCUCUCCAGCAGCAGAUUUCACAUCCAGUAUAAAACAGCUGACUGGCUGCAGACUUUUGACACCACAGACUCACGGGAGGUUCACAAACAUUAUCAAAUGAGCUGCAACUGUUGCUGCUUGGAUGUAGCAUUGCAUCACUGAGGUGAAAUGAGUCAUGUUCUGUCAUCCUGCAAAUAUUGCUCACACAUUAGUCAAUACACUGAUGCAACAGAGUAGAAAUAUUUUUUAUUUGCAGUCAAUUUUCUGCAGGAAAAGCUGUUCCUGGGGAGAGAAAGCUUGAAAAGAUAACACAGGAGACUCAUUCCUUUAGUUAUGGAGGAUGAUUUUGGGAAGUACCAGGAAAACCAGGAGUACCUCAUGCUCUAAAGUCUCUUAAGGUUUACCUCUCUGAGUGCCCCACUUACACUACCUUACACAUUUACACCUUCCCAUUUAUUUUAUUUUAUUUUAAAAUAAAUUCCAAACCUGUGAGGAAAGAAGCUCUAAUUGGUACCUUGCAGCCAUACUGUCAUACUUCUCACCUUUCAUAAUUACAGGACCCCUAUUGGUUGGAUGAGUGGCAGCACAGGAGCCAAUCCUGGAGCAGGCGAACUGUAUCACAUGCCUUUUUGCAUGCAUUUUAAAGGAGAGAGCUCCUUUAAAAUGUUUUCGUGUGUGUCCGGCCCAUACAGAGAGCAAAGAAGGUUUAGACAGCUCAGAUAACCAGAGUGAAGACAGCCCCCUCCCCUUUCCCAAGAGAGCUGCUGGACCAAGAGGUGAUCACAAGAGGCCACAACUUCAGCACCUUCUGCAGGAAGCACAAAGAAACCACAGAAAAUGGCACGUGUUGGACGACCGUCGCUUUCCCUGAUCCACACAGGAUUCCUGUUAGCAGCUGUUUUAUUACCAGACUUUCUGGGGGCCGUUCCAGUGGAGCAGCACAAGCAGGAGGAAGUGGCCGCUGUGUCUGAUGAUGUGAAAGCCGAGGCGAUGACCAGCCUAAAAAAGCUGGUUCGCGACAGAAGGAACGUCCCCGUUGUGGCUGUGCCCCAGUUCAAACGCGUGCCUGACUUCUGGGGAUGGUACAAAUACUUCAUGGACAGCCACAACCAGGAGGGAGUUGAGGACCUGGAUCGUCUUUAUGUGGCUUACCUGCAGAACAAGCACAGGUCAGAAGAGGGACCGACUUUUAACCACUACCUCAACCACCUCAGCGAAAUCUACAAGACCUGUGCCGAGUCAGAAGAUCCGGAGUGCAUCGCCGAGUUAACUAGCAAACCAAAGGCGGCCGUGGCGAUGCCUGCCCCCAUCAAGUCUGCUGAUGUCAGGCUGUGCAACCCCUAUACUGACCCCUACUGCAUGUUCCCUGUUACCAGCAAAUCUGCUGCCCCUGAGCCACCUUCAGCUCCAGCCAGAGUGCCAGCGCCUAUCUAUACCCCAGUGCCAAUGAAGAGCCAAACUGGUUUCUACUACUAUGCUCCUGUCCUGGAGCCCUUCCUGGGUGCUGAGAAGAGGGCUGAAUUGCUCAGAAUCUGCCAACCUGAAGAUGUAGAGUGUCUGCAGUACCACCUGAGAGCAGCCUAUGGGUACCGUCCAGCCCAAGGUCCAGCUCCAUCUUAUGCUGCCCUCAAAUGCAACCCAAAGGAUCCCUACUGCAUGGCUUCCCUGGUCCAGAAAUCUCCUACUGGCUUCUACCACUUGAUGCAACCCAGCUGUGACCCAGCUGUGGAUCCUCUGUGUGCAACCAACGCUCCCGCUCCUCUGGCUGCUAAAGAGCAACACUGCAACCCCCUGUUUGAUGCAGGCUGCAACCCUCUGACUGCUACCAGGCUGGCCAGCCUGACCAAGCCUGUAGUAGAGUACGCCCCCAUGAAUCAGCCUGCACACCCUGCUGCUCCUCUGUCCUGCGACCCUCGCUACGACCCAUACUGCAUACUGGCAGCUGCUGCCGCUCUGCGCAAGUCCCCUCCACAGCUCCCAGAGCACCAGGUACGCUACAAGCUUGGUGUCCGUGGCAAGACCAAGGAGGGCUACGACUGCUAUGUGCAUUAUGACAAAGACUGCAUCCCAGUCAAGAGUAGUCCUGAGGCCAAGGCUGACGUCAUGGCUCCAGCCAAGCUCUUCUGCCAUCCAUUUGACCCCAACUGUCACAAGUUUGCUCCACCCUCUGGUGCCAAGCCCCUGAAAUCCAGUGAGGAUAGCAUAAUCCUGCCAGAUCCAGACUGCGAUCCUGAAUACGACUACAACUGCCGCCUGCACCGUGCUAAGCCCGUCGCCGCCGCCGCUGCAGAUGAGCCGGCCAAGGAAGCUGCUAGUCCACAGCUUGCUGUUCCACGCUUCGAAGAUUUCCUCAGGGGCGUCAUGAGCCAGUACAAAUAGAUUUUAAAAUAAAUCAGUCUCAGAACCAACACCUGCCAGGCAAUGCAGCUCACUCUGCAGUCUCUAAUUUUCCUCGACCACAACCUUCGACAGAAGCCUCAAGGCCUCACAAGGCUUCAGAUCAAUCAUAAAACAAUGCAGCUUUUAAAUAAUCCAUCUCAUUCUCUCAAACAAGGUGAAGGCUUCCUAGUUUCAGUCUGGUCUUAUAAAGUAGGAACAAUAAAA
Molecule: messenger RNA, 2619 nt
Organism: Oreochromis niloticus (Nile tilapia)
Lineage: Eukaryota; Metazoa; Chordata; Actinopteri; Cichliformes; Cichlidae
Gene: and2
Product: actinodin2
Exons: 6
Coding region: 853-2394 (513 amino acids)
Source: RefSeq, a predicted model, not a curated record